Messenger RNA from Anolis sagrei ordinatus, 5390 nucleotides. It is a transcript of the gene PAX7, whose product is annotated as paired box 7. The record is from RefSeq and is a predicted model, not a curated record. NCBI's taxonomy places the organism in Eukaryota, Metazoa, Chordata, Lepidosauria, Squamata, Anolidae. Gene Ontology annotation, biological process: regulation of transcription by RNA polymerase II; anatomical structure development. Gene Ontology annotation, molecular function: RNA polymerase II cis-regulatory region sequence-specific DNA binding; DNA-binding transcription factor activity, RNA polymerase II-specific.
GAGAAGGAGAAGGAGGAGGAGGGAAAGGAAAGGAAAAAGAGGAGGUUCAAGAAGUCCAACCUUCUUCUUCCGAGCGGCUCAGACUCCGGCGCGCAUUCCUCCAGGACGCACGCCCGGGCUCCCCAUUUGGGCUCCUUUUGCCCCCCAAAGGUCUCUCCUUUUUGGGGGGUCCUCCUCCUCUUCCUCUUCCCCAAAGUCUCCCCCAGGAAGAGAAGGCUCUCCUCGACCUGCUUCCCUUUCCCUUCCUCUCCUUUCCUUCCUUCCUUCCUUCCUUCCUUCCAUGGCUUCUCUCCCUGGGACUGUACCAAGGAUGAUGCGCCCAGCUCCAGGACAGAACUACCCCAGGACCGGAUUCCCUUUGGAAGUCUCGACCCCUCUGGGCCAAGGCCGGGUCAACCAGCUGGGGGGCGUCUUCAUCAACGGGCGGCCCUUGCCCAACCACAUCCGGCACAAGAUCGUGGAGAUGGCCCACCACGGGAUCCGGCCCUGCGUCAUCUCCCGCCAGCUCCGCGUCUCCCACGGAUGCGUCUCCAAGAUCCUCUGCCGGUACCAGGAGACCGGCUCCAUCCGCCCCGGGGCCAUCGGGGGCAGCAAGCCCAGGCAGGUUGCUACUCCGGACGUGGAGAAGAAAAUCGAGGAAUACAAACGAGAGAAUCCCGGAAUGUUUAGCUGGGAGAUCCGGGACCGUCUCUUGAAGGACGGCCAUUGCGACCGGAGCACUGUCCCUUCAGGUUUAGUGAGUUCUAUUAGCCGGGUGCUCCGAAUCAAGUUCGGGAAGAAGGAGGAGGAGGAUGACUGCGACAAGAAGGAGGAGGACGGUGAGAAGAAGGCCAAGCACAGCAUCGACGGCAUCUUGGGCGACAAAGGCAACCGGCUGGACGAAGGUUCGGACGUGGAGUCGGAGCCGGACUUGCCCCUGAAGCGCAAGCAGCGCCGCAGCCGGACCACCUUCACGGCCGAGCAGCUGGAGGAGCUGGAGAAGGCCUUUGAGCGGACCCACUACCCGGACAUCUACACACGGGAAGAACUGGCCCAGAGGACCAAGCUGACCGAGGCCAGGGUCCAGGUCUGGUUCAGCAACCGAAGGGCAAGAUGGCGCAAGCAAGCCGGGGCCAAUCAGCUGGCGGCCUUCAACCACCUCCUCCCGGGGGGUUUCCCACCCACCGGGAUGCCGACUUUGCCACCGUACCAGCUUCCGGAUUCCACCUACACAACGACCACUCUUUCCCAAGACGGGAGCAGCACUGUCCACAGACCCCAGCCUCUGCCGCCAUCCAGCAUGCACCAGGGAGGGCUGGCGGCCGCAGCGGCAGACUCCAGCUCGGCCUACGGGCCGCGGCACAGCUUCUCCAGCUACUCUGAGAGCUUCAUGAACCCCACGGCCCCCACCAACCACAUGAACCCCGUCAGCAAUGGCCUCUCUCCUCAGGUGAUGAGCAUCCUGAGCAACCCCAGCGGGGUCCCCGCUCAGCCCCAGGCCGACUUCUCCAUCUCCCCGCUCCACGGCAGCCUGGAGACGGCCAACUCCAUCUCGGCCAGCUGCAGCCAGAGGAGUGACUCCAUCAAGUCCGUGGACAGCCUCCCCACUUCCCAGUCCUACUGCCCCCCCACCUACACCACCACCGGAUACAGCGUGGACCCCGUGGCCGGAUACCAGUACGGGCAGUAUGGGCAAACCGCCGUUGACUACUUGACCAAGAACGUCAGCCUGUCCACACAGCGCCGGAUGAAGCUCGGCGAACAUUCGGCUGUCCUUGGCCUGCUCCCGGUCGAAACGGGCCAAGCAUAUUGAUGGAAACGCCCCGAUCGAGAACUCCUCCGUUGACGACGAGACGCCGGAGAGAAUGAGAAAUCCCACUUACUCCUCCUCUUGAACUCAAUCUUUGAGAUCUUCCCAAUCCUCAAAGAGGACGAACGGCUGGAGAAAGGGCUCGAACUGUCCGUCUGUCCAAAUCCUUGCCCGUCGUCUUUGCCGUCAACUCAUUCCAAGACCAGAGACAAUGAGCUGGGUCUAAGCGAGUUGUACGGCGUUUGGGCCUUUCGAGGCCGACCAACGUUUAUGGACUUCCCAUCGAUGUUGCCUACUUGGCGUUGUCUCUGUGGACUCUUGUCUAUUUCUUUGUGGUUAUAUAGAGAUAGGUAUCGAUAUAUUUUGUUUGUUUGUCCGCCUAAACCCUCCCCUUCACCCCGUUUUGUUAUCGUAGGAGGACCAACGUUCCCUGGGAAGUAGGAGUCCUGGUUGGGACCAAGCGUCGAGAUGGACGGACCAAAAAAAAAGAAGCAAUUGUUAGAUUAUCAAUGUUCGUAUCAAUUCGUACCAGGGACCAAUCAAAGACAGGACAGGGAUGGGUAGAUGUGAUGUAUAGUUCUGUUUUUUUGGAAAAGUUGGGGACCAGAUGUCACUGAACGCCAGUUAGCUUUCCUUGUGAAGGUCCUCAAGUCAAGAAGUUCUGGAGUUGAAGUAUUCCAGCUCAGAAUAUAGUGAGUUGGGUUCCAGAAUUAAACCAAAAUGGACCAAAAGUGUUUAUCUUUGUGAGUGGCUCCAUUUUGGGGAGCGAAGUUCCCCAAAAAGGAGGUUAUUGAGAUGUUCCCACCAAAAUCCCUCUCCUCUGAAUGAUGUUUUCAUGCCCAUUCAUGCAUUGGUCCCAUUGGAUGAGUGCAACCCUUCCACAAAACCACGCAGAUCCAUCUGUUCUUGGGAAAUGUAUCCAUUCUCCAAAGGUUCUUGAGAUGUUCCUACCAAAAUCCCUCUCCUCUGAAGGAUGUUUUCAUGCCCAUUCAUGCAUUGGUCCCAUUGGAUGAGUGCAACCCUUCCACAAAACCACGCAGAUCCAUCUGUUCUUGGGAAAUGUAUCCAUUCUCCAAAGGUUCUUGAGAUGUUCCUACCAAAAUCCCUCUCCUCUGAAGGAUGUUUUCAUGCCCAUUCAUGCAUUGGUCCCAUUGGAUGAGUGCAACCCUUCCACAAAACCACGCAGAUCCAUCUGUUCUUGGGAAAUGUAUCCAUUUCCAAAAGGUUCUUGAGAUGUUCCUACCAAAAUCCCUCUACUCUGAAGGAUGUUUUCAUGCCCAUUCAUGCAUUGGUCCCAUUGGAUGAGUGCAACCCUUCCACAAAACCACGCAGAUCCAUCUGUUCUUGGGAAAUGUAUCCAUUUCCAAAAGGUUCUUGAGAUGUUCCUACCAAAAUCCCUCUACUCUGAAGGAUGUUUUCAUGCCCAUUCAUGCAUUUGUCCCAUUGGAUGAGUGCAACCCUUCCACAAAACCACGCAGAUCCAUCUGUUCUUGGGAAAUGUAUCCAUUCUCCAAAGUUUCUUGAGAUGUUCCCACCAAAAUCCCUCUCCUCUGAAUGAUGUUUUCAUGCCCAUUCAUGCAUUGGUGCCAUUGGAUGAGUGCAACCCUUCCACAAAACCACGCAGAGCCAUCUGUUCUUGGGAAAUGUAUCCAUUCUCCAAAGGUUCUUGAGAUGUUCCUACCAAAUUCGUCUCCUCUGAAUGAUAUUUUCAUGCCCAUUCAUGCAUUGGUCCCAUUGGAUGAGUGCAACCCUUCCACAAAACCACGCAGAUCCAUCUGUUCUUGGGAAAUGUAUCCAUUUUCAAAAGGUUCUUGAGAUGUUCCUCAACCUAAGAGCUACGAAAACAUUCCUCUCCAUAGAGUAUUGCUUUUUUUUUGGACCCACAUUAUGAUCCCAUUGGAUGGAUGUAACUCUUCCAUAAAACCACACAAUUCCAUCCAUACUCUGGAAUGACUCUCAUUGGGAUCAUGACCCCAAUGUUUCCUCCAAUUGGACCAAGGCUCCUUGGAGGAGGAGAUCCUAAGGAGAAAUGGCUCAAACUUGGGUUAGUUUUGAUCCCAAAUUGGAACCAUUUCCUCGGCAAAGUGUUCUUCUUUCAUUCCAACCCCACUGUCCCCUCCUUAGGUUCAUGUUCUUCCGAUCCAACUAUCGGGGUAAAUAAACAAACACAGAACACUCCUAGGUAGGUAAUUUCAAUCAUUCCCUCCUCUCACAUUCCCUGAGCUCUGCAUGGGUCUGAUUGUCUCAAGGCAAGCAAAACUCAACAGAGUUUUGAUCUGUAGUUAGCAGAGAUUUAUAGCACGGCCUCUGGCCUUGUUUGCCACUCACCGCAUUCAUCAUACGCUUGAGCUCUGGUUCCAGAUUCUUGAAACCAAGCCAAGAAGGUUCUAGGUCUCUCUAAGAAGAAAGUCCCUGCAGAAAGGGCACAAGAGAUGAAUCUAGAAGGUUCUAGGUCUCUCUAAGGAGAAAGUCCCUGCAGAAAGGGCACAAGAGAUUAAUCGACAUUCCAGUUUCAUGAGCCGUUCUUGAGUUUGUAGGAUGUUCUUUGUCUCUACCGUGGUCCAAAAGUCCGGUUCCCCUCGAUCCCACAGCUCCAGUCCUAUGAGCGGUGGGUUCUGUGUAAGGUUUUCAAUGGGUUGUGGAUUGUUGUCUUAAUGAUACUUCAUAUUCCUGUAAACUAACGGAGAUUCCCAUAAAAAAUGAAGAUUCCUGUAAAAAAAACAGAGAUUCCCGUUAAAAAAAUGGAGAUUACUGUAAAAAAACGGAGAUUCUCGUAAAAGAGGAGAGUCCCGUAAAAAAGGAGAUUCCCGUAAAAACGAGAUUCCCGUUAAAAAAACGAGAUUACUGUAAAAAAAACCGGAGAUUCUCGUAAAAAAUGAGAUUCCCAUAAAAAAAGGAGAUUCUCGUAAAAAAAGGAGAUUCCCGUAAAAAAACCUGAAGAUUCCCGUAAACGAAAGGAUAAUGCAGAAGCAAUAGAGACAUUUCAAUAACGUUGACUAUUUGCCACCGCCAACAAAACGUGUCCUCUGUAGGCAUUUUCUAGGUCCUCCAGUGCGAGAUUCCGGGUCCGGAAUUCCUUCAUAUUAUUAGAGUUUGCUAUUUGUCCACACUUUUGCUCAUCCGCGUCCAGCAAAUCGUGUCCUCUUCUCAGCAUUUUCUUGGCCCUCCAACAUUGCGUUGUGGGCCAAGAGCGAACCCUACUUCUCAGCGACGAUUUCAGUGUAUUCAGUGUUCGUUCAAAGAUGCCAUUCCCAAACCUCGGAGGGGGGGAAACAGCGAUAUUACCUGUAGAGCAUACCUUUAUUCCUAAUACGUGUAGAUAAGGUCGCUUCUGUGUUGGAACCAUAGCUAAUCCCACUCCAUGCGUAUCUGUGCGCCUGAACGGCAGGGGAGUGCGUGGUCGCGUGCGUGUAGAUAUAUAUAUAAAAGCAUAAAUCUAUAUAUAUAUAAUCAUCCCCCAUAAUUUAUUCAGCUAUAUGGAGUAGUAGAGUAGAGAAACAAAGAAACCUGGUAUUUGCUUUGAAAUCCCUUCCGCCGCGGCCUGUUAGGUGUCUCUCUCUGUAACUCAGGCUUUCACCAUUAUCCAUUAAAAAAAGAAGAA